AUGGCUCCAACCAACCGAGCCGCCUGGCUCACCGGCAAGCAAGUCCACCCGCUCGUCGUCUCAGAAGCACCCUACACACCGCCUGGCGACAACGAAGUCGUCGUAAAAACCGGCGCCGUAGCCAUCAACCCCAUCGACAGCAUGAAGCAACUCAUGGGCGACAACAUGAUGGGUUGGGUAAAAUACCCCUUCACCCUCGGCGAAGACGUCGCCGGUGAAGUCGUAGAAGUCGGUUCAAACGUCAAGCGCUUCUCCCCCGGCGACCGCGUCAUCGGCCACGCCGUAGGUCUCGACUCCCGCAGCAACAAAUCCUCAGAAGGUGCAUUCCAAAAAUACGUCGUUUUACGCUCCAACCUCGUUUCCCCCAUUCCAGACAACCUCCCUUACGAAAAAGCCUGCGUGCUCCCCUUGUGUCUCUCCACCGCUGCCUGUGGAUUGUAUAUGAAAGAUUACCUCGCCCUACCGCACCCGUCGGUGAAAACACCAAAAGGAUCCGCAGGCCAGUACUUGCUCAUCUGGGGUGGAUCUACAUCGCUAGGUUCCAACGCUAUCCAGCUGGCCGUCGCAUCCGGGUACGAUGUCAUAACAACGUGCUCCCCCCGAAACUUCGACUACGUGGAGUCGCUAGGAGCAUCACAAGUAUUCGACUAUAAUGAUGCCUCCACUAUCCCGUCCAUCAUUUCUCUCUUAAAAGACAAACAGCACGCCGGUGCCCUCGCUAUCGGCCCCAACAGCAUGGGAUCCUGCAUCCCCAUCAUCGCCUCUACCCCAGGACGAAAAUUCAUCGCGCAACCCUCACUGCCGAUGCCCAACGUUGUUCCACCAAAAGGAAUGCAGUUGGUGAGCUUCAUAGCGGGGUUUGUGUGGUUCAAACUCAGUACGUUUGUGAAAUGUAAGGUGAAAGGUGUAGGGUAUAAGUUCAUCUGGGGAAAUGAUCUCAUGGUUAAUGAGGUAGGCAAAGCGGUUUAUGAAGAUUUUCUGCCGGUGGCGUUGAGUGUGGGAAAGUUUCAAGCGAAGCCCGAGGCGGAGGUUGUGGGGAGGGGGUUGGAGAGUGUGCAAGAGGGGUUGGAUAGGAUGAUGAAGGGAGUUAGUGCGAAGAAGUUGGUUGUUGUUUUGUAG
Molecule: messenger RNA, 1119 nt
Organism: Pyrenophora tritici-repentis Pt-1C-BFP
Lineage: Eukaryota; Fungi; Ascomycota; Dothideomycetes; Pleosporales; Pleosporaceae
Product: Qor, NADPH:quinone reductase and related Zn-dependent oxidoreductase
Molecular function (GO): oxidoreductase activity, acting on NAD(P)H
Source: RefSeq, a predicted model, not a curated record